Molecule: messenger RNA, 852 nt
Organism: Cyphellophora attinorum
Lineage: Eukaryota; Fungi; Ascomycota; Eurotiomycetes; Chaetothyriales; Cyphellophoraceae
Exons: 2
Coding region: 1-852 (283 amino acids)
Source: RefSeq, a predicted model, not a curated record
AUGACUUCAAAACACACCGAUUACGACCCCAGGUAUCCCAAUACUGGAUUUCAGAACUUCCACUAUGUGCACAUCGCCAUCACAAUGUUCCUCACGGUCACCUCGCUGAUGUUGCUCAUCAAGCCAAGGACUGUAUGGCACCGAGUCUACUACAAUGGCAAAGUCUUUAGUGCGUUCAGAUGGUUCACCGUGGUCGCUUACCAUAUCGAGCUCGCGCUAUACGUGCUAGAGAUCUAUCACGGCCCGCCCGACAGUAUGAGUCUUCAGGAAUGGGUACUCAAACAGAUGGAAGCCGCAACGACGCCCGUUGUCCUGGCCGUGAAGAUCCUGCUUCUCAAGCCAUUCAUCGAAUAUAGUGCGACGUUACUGGAUGUAGCGCACAACUUCCUCAUGUCUCUCUGGCGCGAAUGGGCCACUCCUACGUGGCUCGUUCGAGAGAAGCACAUCUUGGACAUAUAUACAGUCACGAGCCUACCGACAGAUCAGCAACCACCGCCAGAGACAGCGCACGUCCAGGUGACCACUCAGCGCCACCAGAUGAAUCGAUUCCGAUCGUCUGCGGCUGCUUCAUCGUCCAGAAACGGCCACCUCCCGAUCCACGACCAAGACGAUACUUGCUGCCCGAUAUGUUUCAACGACUUCGAGGUUGGCCACAAAAUCUUGAACCUGCCCUGCGACCAUCGUUUCCACGAAGCGUGCUGCCCUGGCGAUGAAGGAGUGAUGGGUAAUGAAUGGGUCAUGCUUGUCAGGGACGGGAGUCGCAGGGCAGGAGCAGCUGAGCGACCAGCCACACGCAAAUUCAGAAUCUCAAAGAUGCAAGGAGUAGAGGCGAAUGCAGCAGGAGCAGAUUAG